This is a messenger RNA of Pocillopora meandrina, 3033 nucleotides long. NCBI's taxonomy places the organism in Eukaryota, Metazoa, Cnidaria, Anthozoa, Scleractinia, Pocilloporidae. The record is from the annotation of a GenBank genome assembly.
AUGAAAGGAUUGAUUAAUAUUAAAAAUAAUGACAAUGAAUGUUUCAGAUGGUGUCAUAUCCGAUUUUUAAAUCCUCAAGAUUCACAUUCAGAACUAAUUAAAAGAUCUGAUAAACAUUAUUUAGAAAAAUUAGAUUACUCUGGAAUUGAAUUUCCUAUAAAAAUCAAUCAGUACAAUAAAAUUGAAAAGCAAAAUGAGAUUAACAUUAAUGUAUUUGGAUAUGAAAACAAACAACCAUAUCCCAUUUAUGUGUCAAAAGAAAAAUAUAAAAAUCAUAUGGAAUUAUUACUAAUAACUGAAAAGGAAAAUAAACAUUAUGUGCUAAUAAAAGAUUUUAAUAGAUUUAUGUACAACAAAACCAAGCAUGAGCAUAGAAAACACUUCUGCAUGCAUUGCCUUCAGUGUUUUAGCUCUGAAAGUGUCUAUUGUAUUCAAGUAAAUGGAACUCAAGCAGUAAAAAUGCCUGAUAAAGAUAAAAACAUAUUAAAAUUCAACAACUUUCAUAAACAACAGCCUGUGCCAUUUGUGAUCUAUGCAGACUUUGAGGCUAUAACAGAAAAGAUAUCGGGUUGUCAACCUAAUGAUGAUAAAUCAUAUACAAAUGCAUAUCAAAAACAUACUGAUUGUGGUUUUGGUUAUAAGGUUGUCUGUUGUUAUGAUGAUAAAUAUAGUCAACCCCUGAAAAUAUAUAGAGGUGAAAAAGCUGUUUAUACAUUCAUGGAAUACCUUUUAGAUGAAGUUAAAUAUUGCAAGAAAGUUAUGAAAAAAGAAUUCAAUAAACCAUUGAUAAUGACAAAGGAAGAUGAAGAGAAAUUUCUAAAAGCUAGUGAAUGUUAUAUUUGCAACAAGAAAUAUACUGAUAAAGAUAUUAAAGUCAGAGACCAUUGCCACAUCACAGGUAAAUAUAGAGGAUCAGCACAUCAAGAAUGCAAUCUGCAACUUAGAUUAAACCCUGAAGAAGUUAAAAUACCCGUUAUAUUUCAUAAUUUGAGAGGGUAUGAUAGUCAUUUUAUAAUGCAAGAGAUUGGAGCCAUUGUUAAGAACCAUACAUAUAAAAAUAAAAAAGGAGAAGAGAAACAGAUGAAUAUAAAUGCAAUUCCAAAUAAUAUGGAAAAAUAUAUGGCAUUCAUGUUAGGUAAUCACUUAACAUUUAUUGAUAGUUUCCAGUUUAUGAGUUCAAGUUUAGAAAAACUUGUGAGUAAUUUACCAAAAGAAUCAUUAAAGUAUACAAGCAAAAGUUUUAAAGGUGAGAAACUUGAUUUGAUGGUAAGAAAAGGAGUAUAUCCUUAUGAUUAUAUGGACUCAUUUGAAAAAUUCAAUCACAAGCUGCCAUCUAAAGAAGAUUUUUACAGCAUAUUAAAUGAUCAACAUAUAUCAAAUGAAGAUUAUGAACAUGCUCAAAAUGUUUGGAAUAAAUUCUCUCUUAAAAAUAUGGGUGAUUAUCACAACUUAUAUCACAAGUCUGACAUUCUUCUAUUAGCUGAUGCAUUUGAAGACUUUAGAAAUACUUGUCUUGAAUACUAUAAACUUGAUCCAUGUCAUUAUUUCACAUCUCCCGGUUUGUCUUGGGAUGCUAUGUUGAAGAUGACAAAUAUAAAAUUAGAACUUAUGACUGAUAUUGAUAUGUUUCAGUUUAUCGAAAAAGGAUUACGCGGUGGAAUAAGUUAUAUUGCAAAUCGUUAUAGUAAAGCAAAUAAUAAAUAUAUGAAAGAAUAUUAUGAAAAUAAACCAUCUAAAUAUAUUAUGUAUUUAGAUGCUAAUAAUCUUUAUGGAUGGGCAAUGAGCCAAUAUCUACCAACUGGUGGAUUCAAAUGGAUGACACAAAAACAAAUAGAUAAUAUAGAUCUAGCUAAAUAUAAAGAAGAUAGUAAAAAUGGUUUGAUACUUGAAGUAGAUCUUAAAUAUCCACAAGAUUUACAUAAUUUUCAUAAUGACUAUCCUCUUGCUCCAGAAAAGGUUAAAGUUACUGAUAGUAUGUUAUCAAAUUAUAGUAAAAGAAUAGCUGAUAAAUAUAAUAUAUCAACUGGUCUUGUAUACAAACUAAUACCAACACUUAGCAAUAAAGAAAAGUAUGUUUUACAUUAUAGAAACUUGCAAUUAUAUAUUGAUCUCGGUUUGAAAGUUAGUAAAGUUCAUCGAGUACUUGAGUUUAAUCAAUCUCCUUGGCUUAAACAAUAUAUUGCUUUCAAUACUGAAAAGAGAAAGAAUGCUAAAAAUGCUUUUGAAAAAGAGUUCUUCAAGUUAAUGAAUAACAGUGUAUUUGGUAAAACUAUGGAAAACAUCAGAAAGCGAGUUGAUGUUAGACUUGUAACUGAUGAGAAAAAACUGUUGAAGCUAACCAGUAAACCAACUUAUGUUAGUUGUAAGAUAUUUAAUGAAAAUCUAGUUGCUGUUCAUAAGAUCAAAGAAACAAUUACUCUAAACAGGCCGGCAUAUGUGGGUAUGUCCAUCUUAGAUCUAAGCAAGACUUUAAUGUAUGAUUUUCAUUAUAAAUAUAUUAAAAAGAAUUAUGGAGAAAAAGCUAUGUUAUUAUUCACUGAUACAGACUCUCUAACUUAUGAAAUUGAAGCUAAUGAUGUUUAUAGAGAUUUUUGGAUUGAUAAAGAUAAAUUUGACAACAGUGACUACCCUGAAGGCUCACCUUAUUUUGAUAAGACAAAUAAGAAAGUAAUUGGAAAAUUUAAAGAUGAAGCUGCUGGAGUUCCUAUUUGUGAAUUUGUUGGUUUAAGAUCAAAAAUGUAUAGUUAUAUAAAAGAUAAUGAAAAAGGAGGUAAAACUGCUAAAGGAAUCAAGAAGAAUGUUAUUAAGAAUAACAUAACACAUGAAAACUAUAGAGAUACACUCUUCAAUAAUAAACAGAUGCAUCAUAAAAUGAAAACUAUCAGAAGUGAAAACCAUCAACUUGGAAGUUAUGAAAUCAAUAAAGUAUCACUCAGCUGUUUUGAUGAUAAAAGAUAUAUACAUGAUGAUGGAAUAACAAGUUAUGCAUAUGGACAUUUUAAAAUAUCAGAUAAAGUUCCCAAUAGAAUAUAA